GCAAGUAAUUACUGAAUAUAUUAAGUAUUUAUCUUUACUGCCGUAUUAGUAAAGAAUAUUAUUGUUACUUUUACAAAAUUAUUCAGAACGAAUUCUAAAAAAAAAUUGUAAAAUAAUGUACAGAUUCGUUUCAUCCUGAUUCAAAAUAGAGCUGGAAAAACGAGAUUAGCAAAAUGGUACAUGAAUUUUGAUGAUGACGAGAAACAAAAGCUAAUAGAGGAGGUACACGCAGUAGUAACUGUACGAGAUGCUAAACAUACUAAUUUUGUCGAGUUUCGUAAUUUCAAGAUUGUAUAUAGAAGAUAUGCUGGCUUAUACUUUUGUAUUUGUGUCGAUGUCAACGAUAAUAAUCUCUGUUACCUAGAAGCAAUACAUAAUUUUGUUGAAGUACUAAACGAAUAUUUCCACAAUGUGUGUGAGUUGGACCUUGUAUUUAAUUUUUAUAAGGUGUAUACAGUUGUAGAUGAAAUGUUUCUAGCAGGUGAAAUAAGGGAAACUAGUCAAACAAAAGUACUGAAACAGCUCCUGAUGUUAAAUUCAUUGGAAUAAAUUUAUUUAAUGUUAUUUAAUUCUAUUGAAGAUAUUAUAAAAGAUGUAAAAAGUGAAAUACAUUGUGUACAACAAA
This is a messenger RNA of Heterotrigona itama, 625 nucleotides long. The record is from the annotation of a GenBank genome assembly. Lineage: Eukaryota; Metazoa; Arthropoda; Insecta; Hymenoptera; Apidae.